AAAUACUGGAUGCAAGUGGCGGCCCAAGAUGAAGGAAAAAUAAUCUAAUAAACAGAUAAACAGAUUAUUGAUACAAAUUGUCAUCUCACUUUUGGGGAAUUAAAUUAUAUUUUUGCGUAAUAGGCUAAUUUUGGCAUGAUUCCAUGUGUAAUGUACAGUCGUCUGUGUCUGUGACUCUGCUUUGAUAGGUAUCGAUCCACGUCUGUUUACAUCUUUGAAAUCCACUCCUACACACACGCAAAAAAUGUCAGAAAUGGAUUCUACACGAGGCAUUUCCAUGUUUUGUUAAUUAGAUUUCUUGCACGCUUGCACAGACACUCCUCGCCCCCUACGCUCUCCCUCUGCGUGCCCUUCAACUUUUGACAUCCAAAUCUACCUGGAUUAUAAAAGCUAAGAUCAAACACCCCCGAUCCCACUCCUUCCAGGAUCCUUCACGAGGAGCAGUCCUGAGGCUUUGGACUAGCCCCCCUUUUACAGCAGCGCGCAUGCAGCCUGUAAAUAGAUCGUAUCGGACACUAAUUUGAUUUUAGACAUUCCUUCGUCUGGACCCUUGAAAUCAGAGCAACAAAAAAGACGAUGCAAGAUCAGAAUUUGUGUGGAAGAUUUUUGAACCAUCAGCUCUGUCGCCUCGGCGAAGGACGUCCUCGAGCUUAAUGGGAGAUUUAUUGAUGAUUUUGUCGAUGAUUUGCACGUUCAAUCUCGGAGCAAAUGAAAGGGUGGGACAACGCCAUUGACUGUGACAGCCAGUGUGCAGCGUGAUUUAUCUCUGUUUGUCUAGUUUUAUCUGCAACAAUCUAUCUCGACAUAACAUUGUUUAAAGCGCAGACAGUUACAGUGUAGCUUCUUUCUGCAGAGAUUGGGUAAACGUGUUUGGCGAGUUUUUUAUAUUUAACGAGGGCUAAAGGGAUACAAGCGUUUUCCAUCUGUAAAGGGUUAUCGCUCACUAAAAAAAGUGCUUUGAAAUCAUGCACUCGUGCAUACUGAAUUAUGUGUGAAAUCUAUUUCGUGUCAGCUGCAUGGUCUGUUAAUUAAACGUUGUUGUGUUUUUUUUCUUCUAAUUGAGCAAACCUCCUGAGCCUGAGAUUUAAAAACUAGAUUUUGCCCCUGGCACACCCCCCGAGAUAAUUAACCAACCAUCACAGCCUACCUUACUGUGGGCUGCAAGUCUGUCUGCUGCUGCUGCACUAUAAUAAUAGAUGGGAAGUGAAACAUGUUAGGGAGGAAGCCAAUGGAGGCUUAUUGAAGCUGUCAAAGAUCACCUCGUCUCUCUGUAGCUUUUUUUUUGUCUGGGAUGGAACUGCACUUACUAAUCAAGUGAGCCACAAUGUUGACGAGGCUUUUCAGUGACCCCUCGCUGCUUCCCGACGUGCAGAAAUACGCGGGCUGGGCGGAUGACAGCGAGGACGACGAUGACAAGGUCAAAGACGAGGACCAGGACACCCAGGACGACACGGAGGGGUCCGAGCUCAGAGGAGGCAGUCGGACGCAGUCGGAGCACGCCGGGGAAGACGACGACGACGAGGAGGCGGAGGAGGAGGAUGACGGUGAGGAUGCAGAGGGGGACAGGCCCAAGAAAAGGGGCCCCAAGAAGCGCAAAAUGACCCCGGCCCGCGUUGAGCGCUCCAGGAUGCGGCGGGUAAAGGCCAACGCGAGGGAGCGGACCCGUAUGCACGACCUGAACUCUGCGCUCGACAAUCUGCGUAAAGUGGUGCCAUGCUACUCAAAAACUCAAAAACUUUCCAAAAUCGAGACGCUGCGUUUGGCAAAAAACUAUAUCUGGGCCCUGUCGGAGAUAUUGCGCUCUGGAAAGAGGCCUGAUCUUGUGGCCUACGUCCAGACGCUGUGCAAGGGACUCUCCCAGCCCACGACCAACCUGGUGGCCGGGUGCCUGCAGCUGAACUCCCGUAACUUCCUCACCGAGCAGCAGUGUCAGGACGGGGGCAGGUACGCGUCCGGCUCCUUCUCCAUGCAUUCCUACCCUUACCAGUGCGCGCGCCUCUCCAGCCCCCACUGCCCGCCGGGCUCGGGCUCGAACUCGCAUCCGCUGAGGACGCACGGCUACUGCUCGACUUACGACUCUGUGUACGGUGGGAGCGGGUCCCCGGAGUAUAACAGCCCCGAAUACGAAGGGCCCCUCAGCCCGCCUCUGUGCAUCAAUGGCAACUUUUCGGUGAAGCACCAAGGCUCCGCGUCCCCGGACAACGAGAAGGGGUACCAUUACUCUAUGCAUUACUCCGGCCUGCCUGGCUCCAGACCCACAGGGGCCCACAAUCUGGUGUUUGGCUCCACGGGGACCCGGAGCGGCAUUCACUCUGAAAACGUCCUGCCUUACCACGACAUGCACUUACACCACGAACGGGCCCCCAUGUAUGACGAACUGAACGCGUUUUUUCACAAUUAAAACGAGAAGCCCAUCGUGCGCGCCCCUUACAAUCAACAAGCUAACCACGGCACACUUUUUAACCAGAUCACCCGCCAGGAUUCAGGCAUCAUAGGGAGAUGUUUCACUCGUUGUCAUAAGUGUUUUCCAUUGAUUUAUCCCGUCUUUUCUUUUUGCUAAAUGUAGUAUAUAGUCAGAGAUGUAGUGGAGGGUAAUCCACCUGACCCACAAUCUGAUUCUAAGCAGAAAUAAAUCUCUAAAAAGGAAUUGAUGAACAAAUCAAAUGAAGAACAUGGAGAUGAGGGAAUUUAAAUGUUACUUAAAGUGUGAUUUGUGUUUGUAUCGGUGGUUGUUUGCAUUCUGAUGACUGGAAGUUAUUUAUUUACCACUACAUCACUGGCUACAGCUACACCUCGAACAUUGGCGAUGAUUUUCUAAUAUUAUUAUAAUGAAAUUAGAAAUAAAUCAAUGACUAAGCUAAUGCAAAUCACAUUUACUCGCCUGUACGUGCGAGAUUUCUUUUUUUUGUGGUAAAUAAUGAAAUGUAAGGGAAUGCAAAGGGAAAUUAAAAGAAAAAGAGUUCUAGUUGGGUUGUUUUUGGAAAGAGUCUUCAAGAGUCCAGCAAAUCAAUCGUUUCGCAUCUAUGCAAAACCCAACGAGACACAGAGCGCGAGGCAGCGAGGCCCAGAGAGACAUCAGCACACACACACACACACACACACACACACACACACACACACACACACACACACACACACACACACACACACACACACCUGACAAUGGCUGGGCCAAAAUGGUUCAACUUCCAAAAUAAAAAAAAUAAUCAAAAUAAAAUCAGACAUUUUUUCUCUCAUUUUCUUUUUUUUACUCUAAUUUAUUCAUAUUAUUCUAUUUGAGCCAUUGCACUGUAUUUUGAUUUUAAAUUAUUAUUAUUUAUUAUUUAAAUGUUUUCGUUCUGAUUUGCAAUGCUAUGUUGAAUAUUAUUAUUAUAAUUAUUAUCAUUAUUAUUAUUGCACGUAUUUAUUGUGUUGUUUUUUUGUAAUUAAUGUUAAUAGUCAAUGGAAAUGAAGGGAUCCCAUGUGUUGCUGAGCAUUUUUUUUUCAUAAAAUUCAAGUCUUUCAACUUUGUAUUCAACCAACUGUGUGGUAAAAUAAAAUGACAAUAAAUGAGACUGUGCAACUGGA
Messenger RNA from Centropristis striata (black sea bass), 3567 nucleotides. RefSeq names its product neurogenic differentiation factor 2-like. The transcript is spliced from 2 exons. Gene Ontology annotation, biological process: nervous system development; regulation of DNA-templated transcription. NCBI's taxonomy places the organism in Eukaryota, Metazoa, Chordata, Actinopteri, Perciformes, Serranidae. Bases 1325 to 2401 code for a protein of 358 amino acids. Gene Ontology annotation, molecular function: protein dimerization activity. The record is from RefSeq and is a predicted model, not a curated record.